AUGGAGUCCACAGACUUCUCGCCCCUCCAAAACAUCUGCGCCCACCUCAACGCCUUCCAUGUCUACGCAUCCGACCCAACCCGCGUCGUCGAGGCCAACCACUACUGUGGCCACCUAACCGAGGAUGUGCGUCAGUGUCUGCUCUACGACAGCCCCUCGCCCGGGGCCCGCCUGAUCGGCAUCGAGUACAUGAUCAAGCCGCACCUAUACGAGACCCUGGACCGGGAGGAGCGCCGCCUGUGGCACAGCCACGUCUUCGAGGUCAAGUCGGGCAUGCUCGUCAUGCCGCAACCCUCGGCGCUCGUGCCCCAGGCGCUAUGGGACAAGGCCGAGACCGCCGAGAUGGAGCAGGUGGUUGAGCUUUAUGGCAAGGUGUACCACCUAUGGCAAGUCGAUCGCGGUGAUAAACUGCCGCUGGGAGAGCCGCAACUCAUGACGAGUCUGACCAAGGCGGAUCAACUUCCGGGGUUAGAAAAAGCUAUGGACGAGAGGGACAAGCGGUUUCCGGGGUGUCGUUGGCGUGAAAAGAGGGCGAUUAGGAAAGAUAUCGAGGAGCCUCCGAUCCAUCCUGACUAUACGUGGAAGAAAAUGUUUGUGGAACUCUGCCUCGGUGUCAAUUUCGGGUUUUGCGAUAAAAUGACUAUUGUUUGGCCUCUCGUCAACGCCUCCCCCCGGCUCUUCCGGUGCAUCAAGUGGAUGCGGUAG
Chaetomium globosum CBS 148.51 is the source of this 705-nucleotide messenger RNA. RefSeq lists its product as uncharacterized. The coding region runs from base 1 to 705 and encodes 234 amino acids. The transcript is spliced from 5 exons. The record is from RefSeq and is a predicted model, not a curated record. Lineage: Eukaryota; Fungi; Ascomycota; Sordariomycetes; Sordariales; Chaetomiaceae.